AUCGGACUAUUAGCAUUGUUCUCGGCCAGUGACCAUGGCGCUUGGGGUCUUGAAAACGUCAAUCAAGCACGCCUGUCGACGUGCAGCUCUAACACCUGCCAAUGGAAUCUGUGCCUCCCGUUUUCUGCAUCUCUCCAAACCCGUCCGGUCGCCGGAGACGACCCCUGCCAUUCCAACCUCUCAAGAACCUGUCACUUCCCUUGCCAUGCGUGGUUCCAACCAAUUCAGUCUGGAACACCCUCGGAACAAGGCUGAGUAUGUCCUUUCAACCCUUGACAAAAUUGCCAGUUGGGCACGCCAAGGUUCUAUGUGGCCCAUGACUUUUGGUCUUGCAUGUUGUGCUGUAGAAAUGAUGCACAUGGCUGCUGCACGUUACGAUCAAGAUCGGCUUGGCAUUGUCUUCCGUGCUAGUCCCCGACAAAGCGACAUCAUGAUUGUCGCCGGCACACUGACCAAUAAGAUGGCCCCAGCUCUUAGAAAAGUUUAUGAUCAGAUGCCCGAACCGCGGUGGGUCGUAUCUAUGGGAUCGUGUGCGAAUGGGGGCGGGUAUUAUCACUAUUCUUAUUCGGUGGUGAGGGGUUGUGAUCGGAUUGUCCCCGUGGAUAUUUACGUUCCGGGGUGCCCACCAACUGCCGAAGCGUUGCUUUAUGGAAUGCUCCAACUCCAGCGUAAAAUGAGAAGGAGCAGGAAAGGCGUACUCUGGUACCGCAAGUAGCAUGACUUCCUCAUUGAAGAGACUUGGAGAGCAUAAUCAAAGUUAGGCUGUGUGAAACGAUAGAGACUACUCUUGUCUUCUAGCCACUGCAAUAGACAUCGACCAGUAUCUGAG
Molecule: messenger RNA, 829 nt
Organism: Pisolithus orientalis
Lineage: Eukaryota; Fungi; Basidiomycota; Agaricomycetes; Boletales; Pisolithaceae
Product: NADH-ubiquinone oxidoreductase 20 kDa subunit
Exons: 6
Coding region: 35-715 (226 amino acids)
Biological process (GO): mitochondrial respiratory chain complex I assembly; electron transport coupled proton transport; aerobic respiration
Molecular function (GO): quinone binding; NADH dehydrogenase (ubiquinone) activity; 4 iron, 4 sulfur cluster binding
Source: RefSeq, a predicted model, not a curated record